Molecule: messenger RNA, 1540 nt
Organism: Osmia lignaria (orchard mason bee)
Lineage: Eukaryota; Metazoa; Arthropoda; Insecta; Hymenoptera; Megachilidae
Gene: Obp1
Product: odorant binding protein 1
Biological process (GO): sensory perception of smell
Molecular function (GO): odorant binding
Source: RefSeq, a predicted model, not a curated record
CACGGCUAAGACGGCGCAUUAUAUCGUGUACGACGAAUCGUGAUCAAAACAGCAAUUGUCUGUUUCUUUUUUAGUGGACAAAAAUCUAGGUGAAACGAAAGGACGGAGGAUGGGUGCCAAAGAAGGGCUGCUGUUAUUUGCACUGUUGUACGUGCAGACGGUUAUCGUGCGCGCAGCGCCGGACUGGCUACCACCGGAGUUAUUAGAAAUGGUGCAAGAUGACAAGGCACGGUGCAUGAGUGAACAUGGUACCAAACAAGAGCAGGUCGAGGAGGUGGACAAAGGAAUCUUGAAAAAUGAGCCGUCAAUCACCUGCUACAUGUAUUGCAUGCUGGAAGCGUUCAGUUUGGUGGACGACGAGGCAGAUUUAGAGAAGGAUAUGAUGAUAGGUUUAUUGCCAGAAAAUAUUCAGGAGAGGGCAGAUGCUGUUGUGAGCAAAUGCGUACCGACAACUGGCGCUGAUAAUUGCGAAAAGAUAUUUAACCUAGCUACCUGUGUCUAUGCCGGUGCACCAGACGUAUGGUUCAUGGUCUAACAGCUUAAAAAAGAUUACUCCACAAAGGGAUGGAACUAUAUUAAAAUAAAAUUAAUUUUGUAAAAACCAUGACGAAGAAUAUAUGACUAACGCAAAAGUGAUUUAGAAGGGAAGAAAAAAUGCAUCGUUGAAACAUUGAAAAUUAAAAAAAAAAGAUACUUAGCAGAAGAAGUUAAGCAAGAAGCGAAGUUAAAUCAGCAAAUAAAACGAGUGUAUAAUUAUUGUUGUUAGAGAAAGAAAUAUAUACGGAGCAAGUGAACGAAUGUAUAAAAAAAGACAAGAAAUUGAAAGAAUAAAAUCGACUGAAUGAGAGAGAGAAAAUAAAAUCGAGGAAAGAAUUCGAUCGAACACGAUGAAUUUAUUUAAAAAUAUAAAAGAGAAACAAUAAUACACGCACACAUAUGUGUGUACAUAAAGAUGUGUUGCGUAACCGUUCAACAGCGUAGAAUUCGCGAAUAACUGAUAUGUACCGUGUAAUUUGCAUGACGAUUUAAUUCGCGAACAUCUUCGAACGCGACGUGAUUGUAUGUUUUCUCGCAACGCCUCCUAUGUAUAUGCUACGGAAAAUGAUACGCAGAAUACGUCGGACAGCCAUUAAAAACUGCUAUCCUCUUUCGAGAUAAUUUUAUAAUGACAUCAUCCGAUACGGUCACCAUUAUUAUGCAAUAUGUAUAUGUAUAUCGUUCGGAAGCGAUCGCGGUUCAACUUCGCCUUUGCAAAUCUGCUAUCUUUGCGAAUCUUCGUGAUUGAAAUGUUUACCGAGUGACAAGAAGAAUUUUAUUUCAAUCAAACAGUUAACGAACAAAAAAAGAGGUUCCUUCGGUGAGAUAAAUUGAAGCUCGAAAUUGGUACGGGACAAUAGCUAUUUUUAUGUAGUUUUAUGUCAUGAAAUCUUAUCAGCGAUUAAGUCAACGAUUAAGUACAAUUUUCUCGCACUAAUUACCACUAACAAAAUGUAUCAUGCGUUAUCGUGCAGAAACAUUACAAUAAAAUGAAAAAUAAAAA